This is a messenger RNA of Aureobasidium musti, 858 nucleotides long. The record is from the annotation of a GenBank genome assembly. Lineage: Eukaryota; Fungi; Ascomycota; Dothideomycetes; Dothideales; Saccotheciaceae.
AUGUCGUCGCAGUCGACCUCGGCCACUCUCUUCUCAAUUGCCGCAGACCUCCAACCGUGUCGCCUGCUAGAACUCCCUCCAGACCUUCUCGAAUACAUCACCACCUCUGAUACUCCCACCCUGAGCUUCAAAGCCAAAGACGCGACAGAUCCUGAAGCCUUCUUGACCACAAGAGAGAAGACCUACCUCUUACGCCAGGUCCACACCUCCAACACCGUCUACAUCACAUCUCCUACCUACAAUGCCCAAGGUACUACCGCCAUCUCACAAUGCCGCUCAGCCCUCGAGUGUCUGCCCGCGCCCGUCCGUCAUGCCGAAUCCACUCUUCGCUCCCUCUUGAUACCGUUCGGCGAGCCACAAGACAUAGAUGUCCGCUCCUCCGAUCCGCACUCUAAAGAUUACGUUUUUGCGCAUACUCCAAUGAGCCACGACGAGUGCCAGACCGUCUGGAAAGAUCUGGUCGCCUUUGAGCAUUCUGGCCAAAGCUUCCGUCCUACUGCCGUUGCCCUUGCAAGAGUCUGGAAAUGGUUGUUGGAGAUAGCAUACGCGAAUGCCGUUAACCUGGCAGAGCCUAUAAAAAAAGAGGUUGUUGACAAGAUGCUUGAUGGGGAAGACGAGUGGCCAAGGAAUUUGGUCGAUGCCAUCUUCUCGAAACUGUCGGAGAACGAUCAAAGCUUGCUGCAACUUCAGCAGCAUGCCACCGUGAAAUGGGUGGGCUCCAACACACUGGAAUCGUAUCGUCAGAACAACACGCAGUCGAUCGUGAACACGUCGGUAUUUAUGGAUGCCUGGAAAGACGCCCUUCCCGGGACAUGGCGAACCGAGGCAAAUCUGGAGAUGCUCAAGGCAAGUCUAUAA